Molecule: messenger RNA, 2148 nt
Organism: Symbiodinium natans
Lineage: Eukaryota; Dinophyceae; Suessiales; Symbiodiniaceae
Source: the annotation of a GenBank genome assembly
AUGGACCAUGGCGGCAAGGUGCCAUACAUCGAGGGCCAGUCCAUUGGUGUGAUUGCACCGGGGCCGGACAAGAAGGGCGAGACCCCAGCAAAGAUCCGUUUGUACUCCAUCGCAUCCUCUGCUCCUGGUGACGACGAGACCAACAAGACCGUGUCGCUUGUGGUGAAACGCGUAGUCGAGGUGGCCGGACGUGGCUGGUGCGAGUACUCCAACGUUCCAAAGGGCAAAGAUCUUGAGUUCCCAGAUGCAGAGAAGGUCUACCGCGGAGUUUGCUCCAGCCACAUCUGUGACCUGAAUGCUGGAGAUGACGUGCUGAUCACCGGGCCUGUCGGUGCCGAGAUGCUGCUACCGGAGGACCCCGAGGCCAACAUGAUCUUCAUGGCGACUGGCACUGGCAUCGCACCAUUCCGGUCUCACCUGCGCAACCUCUUCAACGACAAGGUCUCGAAGGGCAAGUUCCGGGGCUGUGCUUGGCUGUUCUUGGGAGUCCCCUUCAGCGAGUCCUUGCUCUACGACGAGGAGUGGAAGGAGAUGCAGGCUGAGUUCCCGGACCAGUUCCGAUACGACUAUGCCAUCUCCAACGAAGAGAAGUCGGAGAAGAACAAGAUCAACGGGGAGAUGUGGGUGCAGCACAAGAUGAUGCAGUACAGCGACGAUCUCUGGGAGUUGGUCAAGGACCCCAAGACGCACGUCUACAUGUGCGGGCUCAAGGGCAUGGAGAGUGGCUUCGCUGAGUGCUUCCAGGAGAAGGUGGAGGCAGAAGGCCUGGUCUACACCGAGUUCUUGAAACAAAUGAAGAAGGAGCACCGUUGCCCGGCCGCAGUCAGCCACUUCCCAGGAAGCUCAAGGCUCCUGACUGUGCUGACACGCCUGGUGAUGGUUUGCACAAGUGUCCCACAGGCUGUAGAGGGGGGAGGCUUUGCUCACCUGCUCCGAUUUUCCAGCUUCCAAAGCUACUUGCGGGUCCAAGAGGUGCAGUGCGAGCAGCUUGCGCUGCGCCGAGCAUGGGCCCUUUCCACCGAUGUUGCAUGGCAGACAGAAGGGCGAAGUGGCUCAAGGCUUUCAGCUCAUGGACUCAUGGCUUCCCGGCCUGAAAUCGCAACCGCGGUCGCAGCAACAGCUGUGGGCGCUGUGGGCAUUGCUUGCUGGCUAAAGUUUCAUCAGCCGUCUGCCGAACAGCAUGAAGGCGAGGAUGAGAACGGCCAGUGCAGAAUGGGCAUCCAAGAGCUUUCACAGCAGAUCCAGGAACAGCUCAAGACUCGAAAGCCCCGGCAUAUAGACGGAGUGGAGCCAUCGAUGUACAAGCUGCCUCCCUUCAUUCCGAAGUCCACUUGGACAGUUCUUGGGGAUGAGCUGCGCCGCUGCGAAACUUUGGACGUGACGGAAGUUCCAGGAGAGCGUUUCAUGACACUACGUUUGGACGGCAGUGGCUUCUCCAAGCUGACCAGACGAAUGACCUCAUUGGGUGUCUUUUCUGCGGGAUACUCACAUGAGUUCGCUGACGUCAUGCGGGAAUGCUGCCAGUCGUUGAUGACCAAAUUUAGUGGAUAUACGCAAUCUGAUGAGAUGACCAUCGUUAUCCCUGCAACGCGCGUCGUGCGUGGAGAGCAGCAGCCUCAUUCACACAGUGGCCGCGUCCUGAAGAUCUGUACGUUGGCGGCAGCGCACGUGACGUCACUCUUCAACUUUCGUCUUCAAGAGCUUUUUGCUGCCAAAGGGUUUUCUAUGGAAGCUGCGAACCUGGCAACCUUCGACUGCCGCAUGGGCAGUUUCGCCACCCUGCAGGAGGCCAUGUCUUUGGUGCUUUGGCGAGCCGCAGAUUGCGGCGUGAAUGGUGUGACUGACGCCGUGUAUAAGUCGAAGAUUCCAGGAGCAAGAAAGAUAGUGGGCAAGUCCGGAGGUGACAAGCUGCAGUGGCUGGCUCAGAAUGGCCUUCUUCCCCUGGCGUCGCACCAAGCGUACGGCUCCUUCUUUGUCCGCUCUCUUCGGCCGCACGAGGGCGUGAACCCGAAGACAGGGGAGACCGUGCAGACCUUGCGGUCCAGCAUCCAGGAGGUGCCUGAGGCUAAUGUGCUGUGCCUGGCAGCGGCCGGGGAGCUCCUGCCACAAGGAUCUGAAUCUCUGGAUCCUGCAGCUCCUGCUGUAUAG